Messenger RNA from Aspergillus welwitschiae, 282 nucleotides. RefSeq lists its product as uncharacterized. NCBI's taxonomy places the organism in Eukaryota, Fungi, Ascomycota, Eurotiomycetes, Eurotiales, Aspergillaceae. Bases 1 to 282 code for a protein of 93 amino acids. The record is from RefSeq and is a predicted model, not a curated record. The transcript is spliced from 3 exons.
AUGGCCACCAAGACUUCGCAGGCCGCAAAGGAAAGCAGGCAUUGGCAGGACAGACUUGAAAUAUACUGCUUUGAGAACAAGUUGAAGGAGCCGAUUUACAAUUACGAUUCCGAUCGUCGAGGAGGUCGCACAGCUUGGACCUCCAAGGUCACCGUUCAGCACCAUGUCCCGAAUAUUCCGUGGAUAAUUCCGGGACGAUACUUCUUCGACGGUCAUAACAAUGCCCGAGAAGAUGCUGCCGAGGUCGCUUAUAGGGCGUUGACCAAGACCAGCAACCCCUGA